AUGGUCGACGAAUCGUCUCCGUACGUGUGUGCCCGGCGGCCCGUCCAGUCGUGGUCCCAAGUGAUCGAGCUGACGUUGAAGCUGUCGCCGGUUAACUGGUUGCUUGUGUUUGUCCCUUUCGGGAUCAUCGCCGGCUACAUGAAUUGGUCGCUGACGGCGAUUUUUUGGCUCAAUUUCUUCGCCAUCAUUCCCUUGGCGCUGGUGUUGGCGUACUCCACUGAAGAGUUGGCGGACACAGCCGGCGAGACGUUGGGCGGAUUGCUUAACGCCACUUUCGGUAACGCUGUGGAAUUGAUCGUGUCAAUCAUCGCUCUCCGUGACGGGCAAGUGCGUAUUGUCCAGGCGCUGAUGCUUGGGUCGAUGUUGAGUAACCUCUUGUUGGUGUUAGGGUGCUGCUUUAUCGCUGGUGGUCUCACUCGCGAAAGGCAGCGGUUCAACCUCACUGCCGCCCAGACGAUGACGUCGCUCAUGGCGUUGUCGGUAGCGGGUCUCUUCAUCCCCGCCGCGUUCCACUCGUCGCUUGGGUUACCGGAAAAGCCCGCCGACCCUCCGAUGGGCACUUCCGGUAAGCACCAGGACGGCAACGACCUCAUCCUCUCGUUGUCGCGAGGCACUGCCAUCAUCAUGUUGAUUGUGUACUGCUUGUUCUUGUUGUUCCAGCUUAAAACCCACAAGAAGUUAUUCGAAGCGGAAACCACCGGCGACAUCCAUCUUACCGAAGAACCCAGCGGGCCCGUCGAACCCCAAAUGACUACCUGGCAGCUGAUCACGGUGCUCGUGGUGUCGACGGUGAUCAUCUCGUUCUGUGCCGAUUACAUGGUGUCGCUGAUCGACGACAUUGUCGAGCGUUCGGGGUUGCUGAAGACGUUCAUCGGGUUGAUUCUCAUCCCCAUUGUCGGCAACGCUGCCGAGCACGUCACUGCCAUCGUUGUAGCGAUGAAGGACAAGAUGGACUUGGCGAUCACCGUCGCCGUGGGGCUGUCGAUCCAGAUCGCCCUUUUCGUCACCCCGUUCAUGGUGUUGGUGGGGUGGAUGAUCAACGUGCCGAUGUCGCUUUACUACCUGACGUUCGAGACCGCAGUGGCGUUCGUGGCGGUGUUCAUCACCGCGUUGGUGUUGAACGACGGCGAGCUGAACUGGUUGGAAGGGGCGAUGUUGUUCAGCACGUACGUCAUCAUUGCCAUCUCGUUCUUCUACUACCCUGACGUCAAGGGUUGA
Molecule: messenger RNA, 1218 nt
Organism: Diutina rugosa
Lineage: Eukaryota; Fungi; Ascomycota; Pichiomycetes; Serinales; Debaryomycetaceae
Gene: VCX1
Product: Vcx1p
Exons: 1
Coding region: 1-1218 (405 amino acids)
Biological process (GO): calcium ion transmembrane transport; intracellular calcium ion homeostasis
Cellular component (GO): fungal-type vacuole membrane
Molecular function (GO): calcium:proton antiporter activity
Source: RefSeq, a predicted model, not a curated record